UGAGCAAAAGUGACACCUACUGGUGAAAAGAGUCCACUGCAGAGUCUUUAAUUCUGCAUUCUUGAAAUUGUUAUGAUCAAAGAAAUUACGUCUUUAUGAAAUAAAUUAAAGGCCACAAAAUACCACAACAUGUAGGCCUAUAUAUGAAAGAUUUAGAGGCGUGAGCUUGGACACAAUUUAGAUUAUGGGUCACUGAUUUAAUUUUAGACCAAGGACACCUGUCCUUGUCAAUACCAACAUGUUCAUAGUAAAGCCUCAACAGAGUUGAAAAAGAAAUGUUGGAGGAAAAAGUCAUACAAAUGGGUAGUUUCCGAGUUAUGUAAGCAACUACAAAGAUUCAUUUAGUCAUCUAUGAACAAUCUACUGGAAAGUAAAGCAGUUCCUCCUGCCACUCCAUCUGUCAAAGACUUGGUGAAGGUUUUGUAUGGAGGAAAAAGAUUUGGUAAUCAUGUGAAUGAAGUUUGGCCUAACCUAUUCAUUGGGGACAUGUCAGUGGCCAAUGAUCGCUACAGUCUGUGGAAGCUGGGAAUCACUCAUGUUCUGAAUGUAGCUCAUGGGAGCAUGCACUGUCAGGGGAGUCAUGGCUUCUAUGGCUCCACUGUGGAUUAUUAUGGAGUACCUGCAGAUGACUCACCGUACUUUGACCUCUCUCGCUACUUCUUUCCCUCUGCUGAGUAUAUUCAGAGUGCACUUGACAUGGCUGGUGCUCGAGUUUUUGUCCACUGUGCAGUUGGAGUGAGCAGGUCUGCCUCCCUCGUCCUAGCCUACCUAAUGAUCCACCAGCAUUACACCCUGCUAGAGGCUAUCAAUAAGGUCAAAGAGCACAGAUGGAUUUUCCCAAACAAAGGGUUUCUCAAACAGCUUCGUGCUUUGGAUAUGAAACUACGCAAGACAUCAUGAGUAAUCCUCUGCACCUCAAAAAUUGAUUUUUUUAAAAUUACUGAACCUCAAAAGCCCAUUUCCCUGCCAGUGGAGGGAGUUAAUGUACUUUUGACUUUAAUCAGUUUGUUUCAAGAAUGGUAUUGAAUCUAUUGACCCGGGUGCUGUGUUUAAUGUGAAUCAUGCUGCCUGUUCACAGGAUAUUGACUCUUAUAUAAGUAGGAAAUCAUUGCAAUCACCUUACCCUUAGAAUCCAUUUUAAGACUCAGAAUCCAUAAAAAAUACUCAUUUAAUCUUUGUUUUAUGUUGAAGGAAAUUUACAUCCACUGUGAUGUGUUGUGUAUUCACUUUAAAACAUGAACAUCAAUAGAUGGUUUAUAACACCGGAUAAUUUAGUUGUAAGCAGAGUUAAGUACAUUUUAAAUGUUGAAAUUUUGUGAUUUAUUCUUAAUUCUCAGAAAAAAAACCUUAUUUUGUUGCCUUCUCUAAACUUUCUUAGAUGUGUUGAGUUGCACUGGGGUAGAAUUUGUACUCAUGACCUCAAUAUUUAUAAAAUCAUUGCCACGACCCCACCAUCAGGUUCUUAAGACCAUGUAAAACCACUUAUCAGUGUAUGCAUGUUCAAUGGUCUUAUGUUGUGCACAAUUUUUAUUGACAAGGAUUUAACUGCCAAGACGAUCUCAGCUGCUUUUCGCACUGUUCACAUGCUGAGCAAAAUGUACAUUAACUGCAAAUGUCUUUUGUUUCCCUGCAUGUUACAGUGUCAGUAGUGUAGUGUAGUGUCAGUAUUGUCCUCUCAAUUUCUGUCUUGUGGUUCCAGUGGUAGACUGGAUUCCGGCUAAUUUUAUGUUAUGGAGUCAAAUGGUGGAAAACAUUUUACGGUUUCUGAGAACAUACAGUAGGUCUUUGAAACCUGACAAUCUGCCUUGGCAGGAAGUUGACUAUAUAACAUGAGAGUUUAGAUUCCAAUGGUCUCUUCUUACAUCUUGUAAAUCAGAUGGAGAGAAAGUGUGGAAUUUAUUGAAUAUUUCUAAUAAAUGCUUGGAUAACAGCUUGUCUAAUACACUGUGUAUGCACAGUAUCAACUGAGCCUCUUCACACACAGGAACACACACAAUUACACCUGCAUCUCACCAGAAUCACAUUCACCAGCAGGAAUAGAUUUUAUUUUUAUGUACAUAUCAGGUGGGAUUUGGUCCAACCACACAAACCACUGUAGAUACAUCAAUAAGCAGAUGCAGCAAUCAAUCAAUAAAUGUCUCCAGGUCAAAAUGACUGGAGACAUUUAUUGACUUUUUGUAUACAACAGCAGUAUUUUUUUUUU
This is a messenger RNA of Sander lucioperca (pikeperch), 2203 nucleotides long. Its product is annotated as dual specificity protein phosphatase 13. NCBI's taxonomy places the organism in Eukaryota, Metazoa, Chordata, Actinopteri, Perciformes, Percidae. Gene Ontology annotation, biological process: negative regulation of MAPK cascade; protein dephosphorylation. The transcript is spliced from 3 exons. The record is from RefSeq and is a predicted model, not a curated record. The coding region runs from base 352 to 900 and encodes 182 amino acids. Gene Ontology annotation, cellular component: cytoplasm. Gene Ontology annotation, molecular function: MAP kinase phosphatase activity; protein tyrosine/serine/threonine phosphatase activity.